AUACUGUCUCAUCUCCUAUUAUUUUCACAGGUCAUCAAAUGUAAAGCAGCCAUAGUCUGGGAAACUAAGAAACCAUUUAGCAUUGAAGAAAUAGAAGUAGCCCCGCCAAAAGCACAUGAAGUUCGCGUUAAGAUGUUGGCUACUGGAAUCUGUCGCACAGAUGACCAUAUACUCAGUGGUUCAAUAAAAGCGAACCUCCCCGUUAUUCCUGGCCAUGAAGGGUGUGGUGUUGUGGAGAGUGUUGGGGAAAGAGUUACCAUUGUGAAACCAGGAGACAAAGUCAUUCCACUCUGUCUUCCACAAUGUGGAAAAUGCAGACCUUGCAAGCAUCCUGAAGGCAACCUGUGUGAAAAGACUGACUUUUUCGAUAUUAAGGGAGUAAUGUAUGAUGGCACCAGCAGAUUCUCUUGCAAAGGGAAACCAGUUCACAAUUUUGCUGGCACCAGCACCUUUUCUGAAUACACCGUGCUACAUGAAGAUUCAGUGGCCAAAAUUGAUCCUGCAGCUCCACCCGAGAAAGUAUGCCUGAUAGGCUGUGGAUUUUCUACUGGCUAUGGAGCUGCCCUCAAAACUGGAAAGGUAAGCACUGCAAA
This is a messenger RNA of Sceloporus undulatus (fence lizard), 593 nucleotides long. RefSeq names its product alcohol dehydrogenase E chain-like. The record is from RefSeq and is a predicted model, not a curated record. Gene Ontology annotation, biological process: retinoic acid metabolic process; retinol metabolic process. The transcript is spliced from 4 exons. Gene Ontology annotation, molecular function: zinc ion binding; all-trans-retinol dehydrogenase (NAD+) activity. NCBI's taxonomy places the organism in Eukaryota, Metazoa, Chordata, Lepidosauria, Squamata, Phrynosomatidae. The annotation marks the transcript as partial. Gene Ontology annotation, cellular component: cytosol.